AGAUCUUCGCGCAGGCGCACUGCCUUCCCGACCAGAGGUGGUGAGGUGUUCGCAGGUUCCCAGCACUCUUGCCGAAGGACUCUUGUCCUUCUCUACCAGAGAAGCAUAGGAGGGAAUGGCUGCCGUGUCUCCACCUACCAGAUGUCAGGCAUCGGUGACGUUUGAAGAUGUGGCUGUGACCUUCACAGAUGACGAGUGGAAGCGUCUGGUACCCAUGCAGAGAGCACUCUACAAGACCGUGAUGCUGGAGAACUAUGAGAGCAUCAUCUCUCUGGGGCUUCCCGUUCCUCGACCUGAUGUGAUUCUUCAGUUCAAGAGAAGGGGCGAAUCCUGGAUGCAGGGUCUUCAUGGAUCUGAGGAGAAAGCAUGGCCAGAGAGUGUCUCUCUAGACUUGGAAACUAACUCUGAGAUCCUAGAUGCUUCAGAAGGCACACUGAGAGAAAUCUAUAGAAGGCAAAGUUCUCUAUGCCCUAAACGUGAAAUCCAAACUCUAACAGGUGAGUUGGAACUAGAGAAGGAAAGUCCCAAAGCAAAGACUUGCAAAAAGUCCUUUCCCUUGGAUAAAAGCUUGCAGCAAAGGUCAACUCCAUCCAAGAAAACCCUCGCUAAACACCAAGACCAGGAAUGCAGUGAGUGUGGGAAGACCUUCUUUGACCAUUCGUCCCUCAUCCGCCACCAGAGGACUCACACUGGAGAGAAGCCAUAUGACUGUCCUGAGUGUGGGAAGGCCUUCAGCCACAGGAGCAGUCUCAGUAGACAUCUAAUGUUCCACACUGGAGAGAGCCCAUAUGAGUGCAGUGCGUGUGGCAAAGCCUUCUUUGACCGAUCAUCCCUAACUGUGCAUCAGCGGAUUCACACAGGGGAGAAGCCUUUUAAAUGCAACGAGUGUGGCAAAGCCUUCUUUGACCGCUCAUCCCUCACUCGCCACCAGAGAAUCCAUACUGGAGAGAGUCCCUAUGAAUGCCAGCAGUGUGGGAAAGCCUUCAGCCAGAAGAGCAUUCUCACCCGCCACCUGCUGACCCACACUGGCAGGAAGCCUUACGAAUGCAGUGACUGUGGGAAAGCGUUCUAUGGGGUCACCUCCCUAAACAGACACCAAAAGGUGCACACGGGGGAGCCCCGCUAUCAGUGCAGUGAGUGUGGCAAAGCUUUCUUUGACCGCUCUUCUCUUACACAACACCAGAAGAUACACACUGGGGACAAGCCGUAUGAGUGCAGUGAGUGUGGGAAAGCCUUCAGCCAGAGGUGCCGGCUCACAAGGCACCAGAGAGUCCACACCGGGGAGAAGCCCUUCGAGUGCAGUGUGUGCGGCAAAGAGUUCAGCUCCAAGUCCUCAGUUAUCCAACAUCAGAGGCGCUACUCCAAUGAGAAACCUUGGCAAUGUAAUGAGUGCGGGAAAGCGUUCAGUUACUACUCAGCCUUCCUCCUGCAUCAGAGAACUCACACGGGAGAAAAGCCCUAUGAGUGUAAUGAAUGUGGGAAGGCAUUUAGCCAGAGCAUACACCUUACCCUGCACCAGAGGAUUCACACUGGAGAGAAGCCCUAUGAGUGUCUCGACUGUGGGAAGGCCUUCAGUCACCGCUCAGCCCUCAUUAGGCAUCACAUCAUUCACACUGGAGAGAAGCCCUAUGAGUGUAACGAAUGCGGCAAGGCCUUCAAUCAGAGCUCGUACCUCACUCAACAUCAGCGAAUUCAUACGGGAGAGAAACCUUACGAGUGUCACGAGUGUGGGAAGGCCUUCAGCCAAAGCACGUUUCUCACCCAGCAUCAGGUCAUUCACACUGGAGAGAAGCCCUACAAGUGUAAGGAAUGUGGCAGAGCUUUUAGUGACCGCUCGGGCCUUAUUCAGCACCAGAGAACUCACACUGGGGAGAGGCCUUAUGAGUGCAGUGAAUGUGGGAAAGCCUUUGGGUACUGUUCAGCCCUGACACAGCACCAGAGGACUCACACUGGGGAGAAGCCCUAUAAAUGCGGUGACUGUGCCAAAGCCUUCGGCGACCGCUCAGCCCUUAUUCGGCACCAGAGAACACACACUGGAGAGAAGCCUUAUAAAUGCAAGGACUGUGGAAAGGCUUUCAGCCAGAGCUCAUCUCUUACAAAACACCAGAAAACUCACACUGGAGAAAGACCCUAUAAGUGUAAAGAAUGUGGAAAAGCGUUUAGCCAGAGUUCAUCUCUUUCUCAACAUCAGAAAACUCAUGCUGGAGGGAAAAGCAAGGCAAAUGUAUAAGCCUUUAGUGAGUAUUUAGUCUGUGGCCAACAAAAGAGAAUCCAUACUGGAUAAGCAUAUUAUAUCCCAAGGAUAUUUUUGUUUGUUUGGUUGGUUUUGAGCGUUUAUCAUAUGUUAUGAGGGCUACAAAGAAAUUUCAGACUGUUACUUUAAAAGUUAUUGAAAUACUGCUGGUGUGAGAUAUAACUCAUUAGACUGUGGAAGGAGGUUUUGCAUUUUAAAAAUAUUUCCUUAAUGGAAAACAGAAAUUCGCUUCCAGCAUCGUAGUGUGUAUGUACACUGCCAAGUCUGUGAGGGAGUGGGAUGUAGCAUUGUGGAGAGAACACGUUACCUGGGGUAUGGAGUCUCUUAGUGAUGGGGAGAUGAAGUCUAAGGAAAUACAUGGCAUGUUAGGGGUAGAUAGAAAAGAUUGAGAAGUCACGAUGAAUUUGCCCAGGGUCAGAAAUGGUAGAACAGUUGUCCUUAAGUCCAAGAACACUAAGGAAGUAGACAGAAAGGACAGGGGAAAGAGUUGAGGUGUGACCCCAGGAAGUGUUGGUUGCAGUGACUUAACAGCUGCUGUGUUUCGAAGCUCAUGUGAGGGCAGCUUUGCCCUAAGCUGAGCAACACUGGCAUGGGGGCUUCCGCACUUCUUGUCCUUCUGUCUUGCUUAGUAAGAUGUAUACUGGGAGUCAUUUUAAUCCCAAGGCUGAAGACUUAGGGCUUAGUCAGUUUUCAAAAGAGACCUUUGAUAUGUUCAGUGUGUUCUAAACAGAGCUACCCAAGAAUACUUAUUUAUAAAGAUUUACCUCAGUUGUAAGUGGUUUGUACCUUGAAUUUUUUUUUAUGCUGCAGAAACUGUAACUGUAGGUCUGCACUGACGCUGCCUUGGUUGUGAGAGCCUUGGCUGAGAAGCUUGCCCUGAGAAGCUUGCCCUUCUCCAUUAGACUCUUGGGGUAGUGCCAGGUGACUGCGUGUAUACACUUGUGACGGAAAGUUUGAAGGUUAGUACGGGAAACAUUACGCUGUGUCCUGGCGUGGAUUUCCAUGAGUGGAUAUCUUUCUGCAGUUGUUGAGCUGCUUCAGUCCAUAGGUUUAUAUCCUUUGUCAAGGUUGAAGAAUUUUCAGCCUGAUACCAUUUCUUCAAAAUGCAUUUUUAUCCCAGUACCCUGCCUGGUGUCCAUUUCUGAUUUGAGUGGCAGAAUCAUUAGCUCUGAUUUAUAGUUUCACAGGUUUUUAAGACUGUUCACUUUUUUUUUUUUCGGGGCUGGGGACCGAACCCAGGACCUUGCGCUUCCUAGGUAAGUGCUCUACCACUGAGCCAAAUCCCCAGCCCCGACUGUUCACUUUUUAAGUUCAUUUUUUUUUAUUAGUCUUCUGUAUCUGCUGAGACAGAAUCUCUUAGAUGACCUAAGGAAAGUGUCUCCCAGAGUCCUGGAGCUUGAGGAAUCAUCUGACUUCAUUUCCUGACAGGCUUCUUUUCCUGAGUCACAGACAUCUGCUUCCCUUUUUGGUGUUCCAUGGAUCUUAUGUAGUAUGUAGUCCAGGCUGGCUUCAAAUACUCAUGCAGCUGAAGAAGUCCUUGAAUUCCUCAUCCUCUUGCACCUCCUGUCCAACUGCUGGAGUGCACCACCUUCUUGGUGACUUAUGACUGGCUUCUUGAUGUGUCUUCACACAGACUAUCGUUGGUUUGUGUGUGGGGUGAGAGAAUGCCUCUCUCGUUGUUAUCGAUCCCUUUGGACUAGAAUCCUAUUCUUACCACCUCACUUAGCCUUAAUUACCUCUGGAAAGUCCUCUUUCCAAAUUCAGUUUGCACUAGGAGCCAGGCCUUCAGUACACAUGUUUAAGAAGACACAAUUUAUUCCCUGUCAUGCUGCUCUUGCUGCUUCCCACCAAAUGCAUGUCCAUGCAUGGCAUGCACUCACUCUGCUUCGGCAGCUCCCAAAGUGUAGCCUUCCAGCCCAAGCUGUAAAGUCUAAAGUCCAGAGUUUGGUCUUCCACCUGAAUCAGAUAUGGCUAAGAUGUUUGAUUAUCUGACCUAAGCUGUGGACCUGUGAAACCGAGUAAGUUAUACAGUUCUAUAAUACUAUGGUAGGACAGAAUCCCUGCACCAAAAGAUAGAAAUGCCAGUGAAGGAAUGGAUGACGGAUGCCAAGCAAGUUCAAAACGUAGAGAAUUCCACUAGAUUGUGAGAUAUGAGAAUAAUCCCUUUUGGUUUGAUUGACAGCCUGUGGACCUGUUGGUGAGGCAAUCCUUCCCCUAUGGCUCUUCCAGAUAAUUCCAUCCCUGGCCUUGGCUUUCAGGUUUAAGUUUAAGGCCAUCUUCCCUGUUGAAACCAAGCUGAACAAGUUGACUUUGCCCAUGAGCUGUACCCAUCACUGUAUUAGCCCAUGAGCUGUACCCAUCACUGUAUUAGCCCAUGAGCUAUGCUCAUCACUGUAUUAACCCAUGAGCCAUGCCCAUCACUGUAUUAGCCCGUGAACUGUGCCCAUCACUGUAUUAGCCCAUGAGCUGUGCCCAUCACUGUAUUAGCCCAUGAGCUGUGCCCAUUACUGUAUUAGCCCAUGAGCUGUGCCCAUCACUGUAUUAUCCCGUGAGCUGUGCCCAUCACUGUAUUAGCCCAUGAGCUGUGCCCAUCACUGUAUUAGCCCAUGAGCUGUGCCCAUCACUGUAUUAGCCCAUGAGCUGUGCCCAUUACUGUAUUAGCCCAUGAGCUGUGCCUAUCAUCUUAAUCAAAUGGUUGUUCAAACAUAGCGUUAGUGUGG
Molecule: messenger RNA, 4974 nt
Organism: Rattus norvegicus (Norway rat)
Lineage: Eukaryota; Metazoa; Chordata; Mammalia; Rodentia; Muridae
Source: RefSeq, a predicted model, not a curated record